Messenger RNA from Pieris macdunnoughi, 2145 nucleotides. NCBI's taxonomy places the organism in Eukaryota, Metazoa, Arthropoda, Insecta, Lepidoptera, Pieridae. The record is from the annotation of a GenBank genome assembly.
AUGGAUGAAGAACAUUCAUUUAGUUCCGAUAUGAACAUGGUCCGCACUUUCUCACACAAAUACGAGGGGUACAUAAAGGCAGACUGUUCCGUUUUACGCUGCCGCAUAUGUGAGGCUCCAUUUGAGCGGAUAAUGGAGGUGGCGCAGCAUUUGAUCAAGGAGCACAAUAGUAAAAUGGAUUCCUUAGACGUGGGGAUACAACCCUUCAAGUUUGUUAACGAUAGACUGCUCUGCGGGAUGUGUGAUAAAAAUUUUCCUUGUUUGCGUCAGCUGAGUAAACACACGGCCAGCCAUUUUCAAAACUACACGUGCGAGGAGUGUGGGAAAUCCUAUACGACCCAAAGUGUUUUGAAGCAGCAUAUUCGGUUCACGCAUUCUGGUGGAUGUCUAUGUAGGCGGUGUAGGCAGACUUUUGCAACAGCGGAAGCGAGACGGCAGCAUGUUGUAAAGAAUGUCAACUGCUGGCCGUACGUUUGCAUGUACUGUACGACUACCCGCUUCUUACGGUAUUCUGAGAGAGAAGAUCAUUUGGUGAAAAAACAUGGAAAGGGCGAACGGACGCAUCGCUGUCCGGAAUGCGGUGAUACAUUUUCCAGCCGCUCCAAGUAUAGGGACCAUUUUACUACUAACCACUCGGAGUUUUGUUUUGUUUGUUCGUAUUGUGGUUCCAAAUUGGAAAUUCGGCGUAAUGACACAAAGAAAAUAAUAUUAGUGUACCAAACGCCACAGCGUCGUAACGCGGAAUUGAUAUUAAAAUAUUCCACUGCCUCUCCGUUUAAAAUGCGUUUCAGUCAAAUACUCUGCGCUUAUUGCCACGACGAAUAUGAUACCUUAGCUAUAUUACGUGGUCAUAUGAUAGCGGACCAUUCUAAUUCAGAUUUAAAAAAUGUAUUCUAUAGGGCGAAAGAUAAUUUAGUUAAAAUUGACAUUACGGGAUUGAAGUGUAAGCUGUGCGAUCUGGAUAUGGAAGAUGUUGAUAUGCUUAUGUCUCAUCUCUCUAGAGAACAUAAUAAACCUGUUAGGUUUAACGCCCGCUUCGGUAUUCUACCUUACAAAGAAAUUAACGCCCAAUGGCUAUGUGUGUAUUGUCAAAAGGUUUUUAAAGAAUUCAUUCAUCUUAAUCGACAUAUUCUAUGUCACUUUAUGAAUUAUAGUUGCGAAAAGUGCGGCACAACUUUUGUUUCUGAUCACGCGUUGAAAGAUCAUCAUAGGCAGGUUAAGUGUUUUAGGAGCGCGUAUAAAGCCCGGAAUGGGCGGGUACUCAAGCCUCGUACUAAUGCUGAAAUUAUUCUUCAGUGUUCCACAGCGUGUCCGUUUCGAACUUGGAAGAGUAAUUUCAAUUGUGUCUUCUGUAGGGUACAAACAAAUAAUCCGAGCAGUCUUCGCGUUCACGUUGCGACACAACAUGAGAACUACGAUGUGCAGACAGCGUUUUAUAAGAAACUUGGAAAGGAAUUCCUAAAAGUUGAUAUAACUGAUCUUCAGUGCAAGCUAUGUUUUAUGCCCAUAAAUAAUUUUGAGACUUUAACCUAUCAUUUGAAGACUGAUCACCAGCAGCCGAUAAACUCUGACGCGCAAAUAGGUUUGCUGCCGUUUCGAUUGAAUGACGGUUCCAUUUGGAAAUGCACAAUAUGUCCUAACGAGUUUAAAGAUUUUGUAUCCCUAAAGAAACACACGUCUGAGCACUUCCAAAACUACGUAUGCGAUACGUGUGGCGAGGGAUUUAUCACGGAGUCAGCGAUGAUAGCUCAUACGAAAAUACCUCAUGAAAAUAAGUAUAAUUGUAGCAGGUGCAUUGCUACGUUCUCAAGCCUCCAAGAACGUAAUGUUCACGUCAAAACACAACACACAUCUACACCAUACAUGUGCGUGUAUUGUAAGGACAAACCCCGUUUUGCAAAUUGGGAGUUACGUAAAAAACAUUUGAUGGAGGUCCAUAACUAUAAAACUGGGGCGGAUAAAUACGAAUGCGCGGCGUGUCAAAAGACAUUUAAGACGCGGUCUGGAAAAUAUAAUCAUAUGGCCAGGACGCAUAGGAUGAAAAAAGACUCGGAACUGAACUACCCGUGUCAUAGUUGCCCGAAAGCUUUCACGACUCAAUUGUUCUUGGAUAAACACGUAGCAAAGAAGCAUUUUGAUAUGUAA